GAAAAACCCUAGCGAAGCGUCUGCCGCCACAAAACCAGGGGUUUCAUUACUCUCUCUCUCUCCAAGGAUCUUCUUGUAGCCGGAGAUUCGCGGUUUCAUAUUAUCUCAUCUUCCAGCGAAGAAGUGAAAUGAUUAAACGUCGUUUCUACCAUGUGGAACAUGCUGACGAUGCCUCUGAUGAUUCAUCCUCAUCUUCUUCCGAUUCUGAACAGGAGGUUGAAGCCAUAGAAGAAGUGGAGGAUGAUGAUGAUGAUAACAUCUCUGUAGAAGCUGAAGAACAGAAUGAAGCUCACUCAUCUUCAUCUGAUGAUGAAGGUGUUAAACCUGGAAAUGAGGAUGAUGAUGAUGAUGAAGAGGAUGAAGAGGAGGAGGAUAAACAAUCGAAUGGUAGAAAAGACAGAAGAGUUACAAAACCUAAUCUCGAGUUCCUACUAAAGAAGGGUACAGUUCCAGUUGAUGCAGCUGAUCGUGUGUUGCAGCAUAAAUCAGUUUUCAAGUGCAAGUUAUGCCCAACAGUCGUUUGUUUGUCAGAGGAGACAUUGGAGGCUCAUCUAAAAUCAAAGAGGCAUGGACGAUCUGAGAAGCAACUAAAAGAAGGGAGGUUGAAGAAAAUGCUUGACAGUGAUGGUGAAAUUGAAGAAAUAGUGGAGGAAGAAGAAUGUGAGACCCAUACUGAAAGACAUGCAAGAAUUGUUGCUGCUGCAGCUGCUGCUUCCGCGGUUGUUCAGGGUGGUGAUGGCGGUUCAGUUGGGGAGAAAAAGAAGAAAGGGGGGCGACAGAGACAGAGGAAGAGGGUAAAGAAGAAUGUGGGAGAAGAUAAAAACUCGGAUAAAACACCAACAACAAUGACAAAGGAGAAGACAAAGGAGAAGGAGAAGAAGAAAUCUAGUGGUGGUAAUGAAAAAGAAUCAGUGAAACCAAUAACAUUGUCGAAGGAGAAGGAGAAGGAGAAGAAGAAGAAAUCAAGUGGUGGUAAUGAAAAAGAAUCGGUGAAAAGAAAACCGAAGGAUGGAAAGAGCAAGAAAAGAGGUAAAACUUCAUCCUCACCCUAGUUAGUUACAAAUAAUAUCUAUGAUGAGAGGAUAUUUGUUGUGCUGCUUUUCUACUUCUCAGUUUUGGAACUGUAAAAUUCUAAACUGGAUUUAACUUCAAGGCUAUAAUUACAUUCUCAGUUUUGAGUUUAUAAAGUUUGUUUUUUUGAGUUAAUUA
This is a messenger RNA of Impatiens glandulifera, 1209 nucleotides long. RefSeq names its product glutamic acid-rich protein. The transcript has 6 exons. Bases 129 to 1052 code for a protein of 307 amino acids. Lineage: Eukaryota; Viridiplantae; Streptophyta; Magnoliopsida; Ericales; Balsaminaceae. The record is from RefSeq and is a predicted model, not a curated record.